Molecule: messenger RNA, 664 nt
Organism: Folsomia candida
Lineage: Eukaryota; Metazoa; Arthropoda; Collembola; Entomobryomorpha; Isotomidae
Exons: 2
Coding region: 42-518 (158 amino acids)
Source: RefSeq, a predicted model, not a curated record
AGUAAAGACAUGAAUGAUAUAAAAGAUGAUGAUACAUUGAGAUGAGUGUCACACACCAAGCAGCAACUUUAGUGGAAUACGUGCCUGAAACCGCUGCUAAAAUAUCUGAAACUAAACGUCUGAGUAUGAAAAUGGCUGAAGUUCAGUUGGCAUCUUUGAUGGCGUCCCUUCUCAUGAUUUUUGCAACGUUGGUACUUCUCAUCUCGUCCCCCACAUUGGCGGAGGUUCCUGCCAAAACGGCGGCCCUUUCGACCUACGAGCCAGAACCCUCGAGCUACUACAGGGGGCAGCGACAGAUCGGCGGGUAUUACCAGCCCUACUACUCCAGCUACUACCAAAGGCCGUAUUAUAAUACGCAGGCCUACGGCUACUACAACAACGGUGGGUGGUACCCCAGCUCCCAAUACGGCUACUACAAUAGUUACAGCCGCCCAUAUUACAACAACUAUUACUCCGGCGGCGGUGGGUAUGAUGAUGCCGUUGUUGUGCCACAACCUGUGCGAGGGGGCUAUUUUUGAAAUCUUUGAGAUAUGUACGAAAGGAUCGAUUCGAAAUCUUGUACACUUGUCAAUUUGAAAUUUAUGAAAAUUAAGGCAUAAAUUUAUGACUGGAGAUUCUCAUUCAUUUUUGUCAUUAAGUAUAUAAAUAUAUAUAUUUGCAUAUA